AAUCUGAAUGCUAUUAAUAAUAUUAGUUGUGUUGGUUUGUAUAGUGACAAGAGAUGCUGAUUUGAUUGAAACAGAGAUAGCUUAAUUAGAGCAUUUAAUAUAAUUGUAGAGCGAGAAGUUGCAUUACUUAAAGGAAUUGAGAGAGAUGGUGAUAAUCAAUUAAUAAAACAUUCCUGUAUUGAAUGAUUAAAAUAGGAAUAGUAAAUAGAUUAAGAAACACUUUAAGAGGUUGUAUAGAAGAAACCUUAUAAGAGUCAGAAUAGUGGAAAAUAGAAUUUAAAUAAAGAGAGAUCAUUUACUAAUAGAAUGUUAAAGAAAUAUUAAUUUAAUAUUACAAAUUCAAUUUUGGAUGCAUCAUUGAUAUAAACGUAAACAAUUAUUUAUAAAUUGAUAGUUUCUAAUAUAAAUCUCCAACAACUGAUAAUUCAUUUACUUAAAUGUUAUAUGUAGUAACAAAUAAACAGGAAAUUGAGAUUUAUGAUUUAUCUAAUACAAUGAUUGUAAAUACAUAAUUAGGUAGACAAUUAUUAAAAUAAUAGAAUUUUAACCUUAAUAUGUAUCUAUUAGUAAUAGGGCAGAUGAUCCAAUUAUAGCUUUAGCAAGUAUUUUGAUUAAUUUUAUAAUAUUUAGAUAAGAUUGGACAAUUUGCAUUGUAUAAAAUAGAAAAUUAAAGAAUUUCAGUAGAAUAACUUGAAUCUUAAAAACCAAAGACAAAAUUAGUGAUAUAAUUAAACAAAGAAUUCGAAAUGAAUGUAGAAAAUUAAUAAAUUACAUCAAUGAUUUAUGCAAUGGUAAAAGGUACAAAAUAUAUACUAUUUGGUUCAAAUAGUGGAAGUGUUUAGUAUUUAUAUAAAUAUAAUAAAAAUAGUGUAUAUAAUCGAAAUGGAACAUUAGUAGGUGAAAAGAAUUUCAAUACUCCAAUCUUAUAAGUGAUAAAAUCAUAUCCAAAUAUGUUAUAUUUAACGGCUACUGGAUUUGGAUAUAUAAAUCCAAUAAAUGUAGAAAUUGUAUAACCAAUUUGUGAUAAUGUAUAUCUUCAUUAAUUAUUCUUAGUUACCAUUUUAAGUUGUUCAUUUGGCUUUAGAUAUUCAAUAAACAAAUAUUGUUUAUGCUUUAUCAGAUUAAGGAGAAGUAUAUGUUUUUGAAAUCAAAUAAAAUGAUUAAUGCAAAAUGAAAUUGAAAUUAGUGAAUAAUCAAUAAACUUCAAUUGUCUUUAAUAAUGCAAAACUAUAUAGUUUAAGACACUAUUUAAUUGUAUAUGACUAAAAUAGUAGAGAAUCCUUAUUAUAUAAUACUACAGAUAUUUUGACUGAAGUAGAUUAUGAAUAACCAUUUACACUUGAAUUCUUUAAAUAAAUAAAUGGUUAAUAAGUUGUUUUAUAAUCUAUUAAAGGAAAUGGAGCAUCACAUUAUUUACUCACUAGAGAAGUAUAAAAUGAUCAUGAACUGAUCAGUUAUUUUGAAAUUACUAUGCCUUAAAAAAAAGACACAGAUAUCUUCUCAAAUUUUAGAUUCCCAAUUAUUAUAAUAGCUAUUGUAAUUGUACUACUAUAUUAAUUUUGGUUUAAAGGAAAAAAGAAAGAUAAAAAAGAUAAAUCAUCAAAAAAAAAAAUUAGAGGAGAAGAUGAAGAAAUAGAAUAAAUAUUGAAUUAAGUCAAAAAACCUUAAACUGGACCUAUGGGAUCUGCUUCUACUAUUUAAAAUAGAUCUCCUACAAGAUCAGAAGUAUAGAAUGGAUAAAAGUAAGUCAGAUUUGAUGAAAAUCUUAAGCGAGCAGACAAAUUUAAAGAGUAACUUGAUAAUUUAGAUUAAAAAACAAAAUUGUUAAAUGAAAGAGUUGGAGUUCCUAAUAAUCUUGAAGCUCAAAGAUAAAGUAAUAAUAUUUAGUAAUAUUCAUUAUAGAAUUAGCAUAACAAGCAUUACUGUAAAAAAAUAAAUAUGUAUGA
Paramecium sonneborni is the source of this 1946-nucleotide messenger RNA. The record is from the annotation of a GenBank genome assembly. Lineage: Eukaryota; Ciliophora; Oligohymenophorea; Peniculida; Parameciidae.